Debaryomyces hansenii CBS767 is the source of this 2127-nucleotide messenger RNA. RefSeq names its product putative carboxylic ester hydrolase (gene SPO1). Lineage: Eukaryota; Fungi; Ascomycota; Pichiomycetes; Serinales; Debaryomycetaceae. The record is from RefSeq and is a predicted model, not a curated record. Gene Ontology annotation, biological process: glycerophospholipid catabolic process. Bases 1 to 2127 code for a protein of 708 amino acids. Gene Ontology annotation, cellular component: extracellular region; plasma membrane; cytosol. The transcript has a single exon. Gene Ontology annotation, molecular function: A2-type glycerophospholipase activity.
AUGAGACAAAGGAAAAAAUUGACAGAUGUAGCUUUAAGAGAUCUAUUGUCACGAAAUAAAAUACCAGACUUUGAUUAUCAAUCGUUUUUAGCAAAUUCAACAAAAUGCAUUACUAUAGCCCUUGCUAUUUCGGGAGGUGGAUACAGAUCAAUGUUGACCGGAGCAGGUGUCAUGGCUGCUUAUGAUGCCCGAACAUCAAACUCUACAGAAGACGGUAAAUUGGGAGGGCUUUUGCAAGCUUUAUCGUAUAUUGGUGGAAUAUCUGGAGGUUCAUGGCUAGUCAUGAGCAACUUAAUAAACGACUUUAAACCAAUAAACGAACUACGAAACGAUCCUAGUUCAUGGGCUUUACAAGACCAGCUUUUGGCUGGUAUACCCAAUUUUGAUCCUACGGCUAUACAAAAUGCAAUAUCAGAGAUACCCACCAGCAACCAAACUAAUCCAAAUUCUUCAACCAAACAAAAGGAUAAAUGGCCCGCCUUCAUGAAAACUAUUAUAGAAUGGUUUGAUUCUGGGAAAGGUACUUCAGGAAGCACUGAACUUCAACUGCAGGUAUUGUCAAAAAUGAAAAGAGAAGUAAAGACUGUAAACAAAAGUUCAACAGUAAGUGAAUUCUUUAAAUCUUUGUUCUUUAAAGCACCAGACCCGAAGGCAUCAAAAAACAAUCAAGAACUGUUUAAAUUGGGAGGAUUAGCAACAUGGAAGGAAGUUUUUAGCUACUAUAAAGAAUUGAAUAUCGAAGUACGGGCAAAGCGCAUAGCAGGCUAUCACUUAUCUUUUACUGACUAUUGGGGUAGGGUGCUAGCCCGUAGAAUUUUUCCCAACUCUGCAAGAAGUCCAGGUGCCACUGUAACAGCAAGUACACUUAUGCCUUCAUUUCAAAAAAAUGAACAGCCUUUCCCAAUAAUAUGUGCUGUUGAAAAGGUACCGACAAAAGAUAUGACCUGUAAGGAUUCACACUUAUUUGAGUUCACACCGUACGAAUUUGGAUCUUGGGACUCAUACUUAAAUGCAUUCGUGCCGAUGAAAUAUCUCGGAUCUUCGUUAUUUGGAGGGAAAUCUACGAUUCGGACUCAGAAUCCAAAUAUAUCAAUAUGUGUUUCAGGGUUCGACAAUAUUGGCUUUAUCACCGGGACUUCAUCUUGCUUAUUCAGUCACAUAUUCGUCUACGUGUAUCAAUUCCUUUUAGGACUAAAUCUGGAAGCAUCCACAGCUAUAAAUACUAUACUUAAAUCGUUUGGAUUAAGUUCCGAUUUUAAAUCAUUCGAGUUUCCUCUGCAUCAUCCUGACUAUGCAUCCUUUUCACCGAAUCCAUUUUAUGGAUACAACCAUUCUCAAACUAGUCAAGAAGAAAUUUCAAAAAGUAAAGCCAUCUAUCUUGUAGAUGGUGGAGACGAUGGCCAAAAUAUACCUUUUCAGCCGUUCUUACAGAGUGCAAGGGAAGUGGAUGUCAUACUAUCGUUCGACAUGACUUCAGAUUUAUUUAACUACCCAAAUGGAACAACUUUGGUGAAAUCCUCCGAAAGGUUUCAUAAUAGACACACCAGUUUCUCUCUCCCAACAUUUAGCUUAAGCUCAAGUAUACCAAACAAUUUUUCGUCCGAAAGUGUGGGUCGUGGUGUACGUUACAACGACACCAAAACGAAAAAAUUGACAACUACCGAAAGCAGAUCUGUUUUCCCUAAAGUACCUGAUACUCAGACCAUGUUGAAAUUAAAUUUAAACAAUAAACCUGUAUUUUUUGGUUGCAAUCUCUCUAAAGAUUAUCCUAAAAUGAGAACCGUUGAACAUAGAGACCCAAACCAAACAUUCACUCAUUCAUCCACACACAACCACUACCUACCACCCCUUAUUAUUUACACAGCAAAUUCAAAUUAUUCUUUUCCGUCAAAUACAUCGACAUUCAAGCUAAGCUAUACUCCUGAAGAAGCAUCUGGAAUGAUCGAAAAUGGUUAUAAUUUAGCCACGUACAUGAACUCCACACAAUAUUCAAUUUGUAUUGGAUGCGCCAUUUUAAAACGACAAUUCGAUCAAAUAGAACUUGGGCUUAAUACUUUAUACCAAGAUAACUUUAAAGUACCCGCAGCAUGUCAAGAAUGCUUUGAUCUGUUUUGUUGGAGUGAAUAG